AUGACAGAGAGACGCUGUCAGUUCCAAGGAAAACCCAAAUCCGAUGGAGUUCUAAGAAGAAAACGAAGGACAAAGAGAAAAGAUGAGGGAAUGGAGGAAAAGAACAGCUUCUUAGGGCUGGGUAGUGGAACUGCAAUUGCCUUGAAGGGAACAAUAGAGUUUGAAAAUCAAAAGGGGAAACGAGAGUGA
Ilex paraguariensis (yerba mate) is the source of this 189-nucleotide messenger RNA. The record is from the annotation of a GenBank genome assembly. Lineage: Eukaryota; Viridiplantae; Streptophyta; Magnoliopsida; Aquifoliales; Aquifoliaceae.